UCCCACGCUGACCCUCCCGCCGCCCGCACGGGUACCCGCAGCCGCCGCAGCUCCCGGGGCGGAGACACGAGCUCUGGGUCGCUCGGCGGCUCCUGUUGGGUCGGCGGCGUGACGGACUCACUGCGGCGUGUCGUCCGCGCCGCCAAGCUCGUAGCGCGCCCGCCCUCCCGGCCGGCCGAGCUCCCGCUUGCGUCCCCGGCUGGUCCGGGAGAUCCGGGUACCGCUUCGACGGCGGCUUCGCCGGACCCGCGACCCCGGUCUCAGCCCGCGCCUCGAGCGGACGGCGUCAUGAGGCACCUGCCGUAUUUCUGCCGCGGCCAGGUGGUGCGGGGCUUCGGCCGCGGCUCCAAGCAGCUGGGCAUCCCUACAGCCAACUUUCCGGAACAAGUAGUUGACAAUCUCCCAGCUGAUGUAUCCACUGGCAUUUAUUAUGGUUGGGCCAGUGUUGGAAGUGGAGAUGUCCAUAAGAUGGUGGUGAGCAUAGGAUGGAACCCGUACUACAAAAAUACAAAAAAGUCCAUGGAAACUCAUAUCAUGCACACCUUCGAAGAGGACUUCUAUGGGGAAAUCCUCAAUGUGGCCAUCGUUGGCUACCUCAGACCUGAGAAGAACUUCGAUUCUUUAGAGUCCCUUAUUUCAGCAAUUCAAGGUGAUAUCGAGGAAGCCAAGAAACGACUAGAUUUACCAGAACAUUUGAAAUUGAAAGAAGAUAAUUUCUUCCGGGUUCCUAAAAGCAAAAUAAUGAAUGGCCACUGAUGAAAAAUCAUCUUAUUCUUAUUUAUUCAUUCACUGUGUUCUAGUAUUUUACUACUCAUAACUGCUCAGUUGUUAUAUUUUAAAAAUCAAACAUUUUCCUACAGCUGUGAAUUAAACAGUACAAUGUACUUACCACAUUAUGCUUCAACUGUUCAAAUUCAACGCAUCAUGCUAUAGUACUAAAAUGAUUCAUUUUAAAAAUCAAGCUUCUUUUUUAUGCAAUAUGUCAUUUAAAAUGUACCACUAGACAGGUCUUAAGUGUCUUAUAAUGGGAAUGAAAUGUAUAUAAUUAUGGGUAAAAAGGCAAGUCACUGGUUUUGAGAUGAGGACUAUAAUUCUCAUGGUAAAAAGUAGCGUGUAUGUAUCUGUGUAGGAUGUGCUGCUAACUAGAGAAGGCUUGUAAAUAAGUGUAUUCACCAGAGCUUUGAGAGUUUAUUGUAAACCUAAGGGGGAAAAUCCAUACUUUAUAUUUUUGAUAUCUGGUAUGUUAAUAUAUUACAAAUAGACGUGGGGUUUCACUGUAGUUAGUCAUUUCCUCUAUGAGGUCAAAUCAUUGUACUGUGUUCCAUUUUUGUAAACAGCUGACUCAGUUCCAGUUGGUCUAGACUUCCUCAUCCUAUCAUCUGUCUGCUAGAGCAGUAAAAUGAGUGUUUUUCUAAAUCCCUAUGUUGCAUUUCUGUGUGGUAUAACAUUUGUCCUUUUUAGGGUCGAUGUUCAACGUUUUUCUUGAUUUUGGUUCUGUUUUCCUUGAAACAGUUGUCAAUGUCAGGGUUAUUUUUUUUUUUGUUUUCCCUAUUCCAUUUAGAAUGUUCUACAGCUAUACACUUGGACAAAAGAUGGUGCCUAUAUCAUUCCAUCCCUUCGCCCCGUGAACAGUGACUAAGUGCAAAGCUGUAUUGCAUUGUAGGGAAAAAAAUGCCCAGAACUUCAUCCUUAGGUUUCCUCAUGUUCAGGGUGAGCACACAGUGGAUGAUUUGUAUAUACCAGUUUCUUGAAGAACACAAACAUUUGUUUUCCCCCUAGAGAAACCUUUUAAGAGCCAAUUAAAUUAUGAAACAGUUAUUUAUUUUUAAUGUAAUUAUAUAUUCCUGAGCAAAUGUAAACUGUCGUAGCUGUGUACGCACAAUGUAAUUUAAUGCUAAACAGUGCUUGUAGCUUGGGGAAAAGGCAUACAUAAUAAAGCUUUAGUUAAAUAAUCCUCACGCUAUGCAUUUUUUCUUCCUCCUAACUAAGAAGCAGUAUUUGGCUACUUGGGACACUGUUUAUAUUGGCAGAAAACUGAAGUCUUUGGAUAUUUAGGAAAUUGAGACGACAGCUUGUUUGGCCCCCCUGAAACAGUACAUUGUGCUCUCGUUCGCUUAAGCACCAGAUUUGGUGUGGGGAAGGCGAGCAGGAAGACAGAGAAGGUAAUUUUAAAAGUAACUCAUCAUCGAGCAUUUUCUCUAAUCGGCAUAGAGAACUGAUGUUAACAAACACACAAAGCAGAAAAAUACCUAAAACAUCUGGAGAAAGGGGAAGCAUGGGUAAAUUUAGUUGGAUUGUGUUUUUCUGUUUGGUGUAUGAAUUUAUGGCGGACAAUGUAGUGUGUGUCCUACUUCCCUUAUGAAAAUACUUAGGAAAUGUAAUUUGAUGUUAGGGAGCCUAUGCUUGAAAGAAGCCUCGAUUACUAGUGGCUUUACAAAGCAAAGAUAAAAACAGACAUGGAAAGUGUAAAAACGGAUUUGUAUUUGUAUAGCCUGCUGCUAAUCACGUCCUCACUAAGUGUGUGGGAAGUCUUUGCUGUUGUCACCUUGCAGUUUGAAAAUUGUAUAUCGUGAGGUGCAGGAGUUAAUAGUGUCUACACUUCUUAAAGUUUUACGUGGCGUAUGUAUGAUGAGAAAUAGCAGUAAUACCAUUUUUUAUUAAUCUGAAUGAUUUCAGGCCUUGAAAUAAAUCUGAACCAGGUGACGUUUCUUUGCA
This is a messenger RNA of Acinonyx jubatus (cheetah), 2715 nucleotides long. RefSeq names its product riboflavin kinase (gene RFK). Gene Ontology annotation, cellular component: mitochondrion. Gene Ontology annotation, molecular function: riboflavin kinase activity. The transcript has 4 exons. The record is from RefSeq and is a predicted model, not a curated record. Lineage: Eukaryota; Metazoa; Chordata; Mammalia; Carnivora; Felidae. Gene Ontology annotation, biological process: riboflavin biosynthetic process; FMN biosynthetic process. Bases 289 to 756 code for a protein of 155 amino acids.